This is a messenger RNA of Raphanus sativus (radish), 1198 nucleotides long. RefSeq lists its product as uncharacterized. The coding region runs from base 113 to 1099 and encodes 328 amino acids. The transcript has a single exon. NCBI's taxonomy places the organism in Eukaryota, Viridiplantae, Streptophyta, Magnoliopsida, Brassicales, Brassicaceae. The record is from RefSeq and is a predicted model, not a curated record. Gene Ontology annotation, biological process: regulation of DNA-templated transcription. Gene Ontology annotation, molecular function: DNA binding.
CUUCUUCUUCUUCGUUCCCUUCGUCUCCAAGAAACAAAUAUCCUUCUUGCGUUUCUUUUUCUCUAGAUACCUUCGUCUCCAUAGUUUUUUUAUUGAUCGACUGAGUUUCACUAUGGAGGAGAUCCGGGUUGCCAAGUCUGCGUAUACCAAAGACGAUCACAGCAAAGCAAAUGACGAGAAAACAAUGUCAAUUUAUCUGCAAAGUACGAAAGAUAGCGGAGAUUCAUGGCCUGAGUACUUCUUCGGAGACACAAACUUGUUCACCAAGAAUCCAAGCGAGGUAUUGGAAUCUGAGAACCCUUUCUUCGUCUUCGUUUACCCUAUAACGGAAGCCUGUGGAAGAACCGAUGGAUGCGACUCUGGUGGCUGGAGGAUCAUCGGCCGUGAUAAACUGAUCAAAGACGAGGAAAGUGGGAAGAUUCUAGGGUUCAAGAAGAUCCUCAAGUUCUGCGGGGAAACGAAAGCGAGAGGUUACAAGAGAACUUGGGUGAUGGAGCAGUUCAGGCUUCCGAGUAAAUGGAACCCUAAGCAAGAUCACGUGGUUUGCAAGAUUCAGCUUUUGUUCCAAACCGAGAUCAGUUACUUGCUAUCCAAGCAUUUCUCCUACUCAUCGGAUCCGCUUCCUCCAACACAGUCGUUGCCAGCUUAUGGAGUCUGUUUAGCCAAUCCACAAGACGAUGGUGCAUAUCAUCUGCUGACGAUAUUUGAUUCUGUUGGAAACAAAUGGCCUAGCUACGUUACCAACGACGUGUACUGCGUGCAUCCAUCGACCCUUGUGGAUCAUAAAGAUAUUAGGUUUUUAGAAUCUGGACUCUGCAUCUUCGCUGACCAGACAGAGGAUUGUGGGUAUACGGAUGGGUGUGAAAGCGGUCGCUGGAUGAUCAUGGAAGAGCAUGAUGCGAUCUAUUCGAUGAGCUAUGAGGUUAUGGGUUACAGGAGGGUUUUCAAGUUUUGCGAAGAGGAUGAAGACAAGUUUUUUGAUAUUGAGAAUGGAGAAGAAGUGUUGCUAACUUGGAUUAUGGAAGAGUAUAGACUUGUGGAAGAAGCAAUGAAGGAUAAAGUGUUGUGUGUAAAUAGCAUUGAUGAUCAUGACUCAUGAGAGCCUUGUACAUAUUCCAAAUUCCAAUUCUAUUCAGUGUCACAUUUUGUCUCUUUAAAUAGCUGCAGAACUGAUCAUGAGUCUCUGUUUUGUACAUAU